Messenger RNA from Rubroshorea leprosula, 721 nucleotides. The record is from the annotation of a GenBank genome assembly. NCBI's taxonomy places the organism in Eukaryota, Viridiplantae, Streptophyta, Magnoliopsida, Malvales, Dipterocarpaceae.
CGGAAAAAACUUACAGCUCUCUCCGUUACCAGCGAAGCAGGAGGCGACGUUGGAAAAAAAUUUAGGGUUUAACAAGCAACGACCAAAGCAAUUCGCAGCUUAGAUUUGCUCUCAUUUUCGAUUUCACCACAUCGGAUAUGGACACUUCAGACCCUGCUGCUUUUGUGAAUGGAGGGCUGCUGCACAUGCAUGUGGGACAGAAGGUGCGGGCAGUGAUUCAGGUUAUACGCUCUGAUGUGGGAUCUGUGGUUGGAAAGUCCACGGAUGACAUCCAAAUUAUUGUAAAAGGCUCGCCACCCAUUCCGCGUACCAAUUAUAUCGAGGUUAUUGGUGUUGCUGUAAACGACAAUUCCAUCCGAGCUGAAAUAUGGACCAACUUUGGGGACACAUUUGACGCAUACAACUAUGAUCAGCUUUGUCAGCUCGCAAAUGGGUGGUUCAAACACUUGUUCCUCUGAGGUGCUAUGGAUUAUCUUUCUUCUCAGGAAAAAUGAAGUUCAAUGGUGUUCCAUCCUAUGCUCUGUAAAUAAGCAAGAUAUCUGGUGGAUUGAUUUGAUCUUAGUGUUUUUGAUUCUAUCUGUGGAAAUUUCUUCAAGUUGUUUUGGUCUCCACCAUAGCUGUAGUUUUAGCAAUCAAAUUCCUUACUAGGAGAAUGCCCUUUAUAUCCUUUCAUGGUCGAAGCUCUGGCUUGCAUUCAUCCUAAUGCCAUCUCCAUUUCUGA